UUCCUUCUUUCCUCCGAGAGCCAGCCAGCCGCCGCCCCCUUUCCGACCCCCCGUUCCUGCCCAAAAGAAACCCCCCAGCCCCGCGCAUCCAUCAUGAACGGGACUUUAGAUUGCCUGCAGGACCACACGCUGAACGAAGAGCAAGGGGCGUUCAUGUUCACUUCGGAAUCCGUCGGGGAAGGCCAUCCAGACAAAAUAUGUGACCAGAUCAGCGAUGCUGUCCUUGACGCCCACUUGAAGCAAGACCCAGAUGCCAAAGUUGCUUGUGAGACAGUUUGUAAAACGGGAAUGGUUCUUCUCUGUGGAGAGAUCACCUCCAGAGCUGUGGUGGACUAUCAGCAGAUUGUCCGAGACACAAUUAUGAACAUCGGCUACGACGAUUCGGCUAAAGGCUUUGACUACAAGACCUGUAACGUCCUCGUGGCUUUGGAGCAACAGUCCCCCGAUAUCGCCCAGGGGGUUCACCUACACAGGAACGAAGAAGACGUGGGCGCUGGAGACCAGAUCACAGUUCAAUACAUCCAGGAAGACGGGGCGGUCAUCCCCGUGCGGGUUCAUACCAUUGUCAUCUCCGUGCAGCACGACGAAGGCAUCUCCUUGGAGGCCAUGCGCAAAGCCUUGCAGGAACACGUGAUCAAAGCCGUGGUGCCAGCCCACUACUUGGACGACAACACGGUUUACCACCUGCAGCCCAGCGGCCGUUUUGUCAUCGGAGGGCCACAGGUGCGCCUUUCGCCUCACACCAUCCUGAAGGGUUGA
Protobothrops mucrosquamatus (brown spotted pit viper) is the source of this 759-nucleotide messenger RNA. RefSeq names its product S-adenosylmethionine synthase-like. The record is from RefSeq and is a predicted model, not a curated record. Gene Ontology annotation, biological process: S-adenosylmethionine biosynthetic process. NCBI's taxonomy places the organism in Eukaryota, Metazoa, Chordata, Lepidosauria, Squamata, Viperidae. The coding region runs from base 94 to 759 and encodes 221 amino acids. Gene Ontology annotation, cellular component: cytosol. Gene Ontology annotation, molecular function: ATP binding; methionine adenosyltransferase activity. The transcript has 5 exons.